AUGAGUAGCCCAUUAGCCGAGGCGGAGCCGCUCGUGCGGCGCGCGCUUGGCUUCGCAGAGUCGUUUGAGCCGGCGGGCGGCAGUGCCGACGGCGAGGCGGUGCGCGCGCUCUUGGCUUCGCUCGAGGAGGAGGCGGCGGCUCUCUGGCCGGCGGGGUGGCCGGCGGCGGCGCUGCACGAGGGGCUCGAGCGGUACGUGAUGGGGCUCCUCCUCCCAAAGGUCUUCGCCACCGGCGCAGACGCAGUCGAGGACAAGGCGCGAGUGCUCUCCGCGCAGCUCGACACCCUCGCCUUCAUCGGCGGCGCGCACGUCGGGAUCGACGAGUCGCAGGCGGUCGGCCCGGACUGGGAGGCGGCUCUCGGCGAGCUGGGCGGCAUCAACUCUCUCGCCGCGCCGGCCGACAAGAUGGGGGCGGUGGUGCGCGCGUGCGCGCGUCUGUCUGCCCUCGUCGCGCCCAGCGACGGCUCCUUCGUCCGGCUCCUCGCCCUCGCCAUCUUGCGCGCGCGGCCAGCUCGCCUCCACUCCAACCUCGAGUACGUCGCGCGCUUCGUCGACCCGCACCAGCUCUGGUCGCCGGAGGCGGGGGAGCCCUUCACGAUCGCGCGCGCCGCGGUGCAGUACCUCGCCCACCUCGACCCCGCGGCACUCUCGACGCCGUCGCACGGUCGCGGGUGA
Molecule: messenger RNA, 675 nt
Organism: Emiliania huxleyi CCMP1516
Lineage: Eukaryota; Haptophyta; Isochrysidales; Noelaerhabdaceae
Exons: 7
Coding region: 1-675 (224 amino acids)
Biological process (GO): vesicle-mediated transport
Cellular component (GO): cytosol; endocytic vesicle
Molecular function (GO): guanyl-nucleotide exchange factor activity; small GTPase binding
Source: RefSeq, a predicted model, not a curated record